AUGGCAGGGACUGCUUUCUACACCUCCUGCAAUUUAGUUUUAAAAACUCACAAUACAAGGACCCUAGCAAGGAAACAACUACCUCAAUGUCAAAUAAGAAGGAACUUUAGAAUAAAAGCAGAAGUGGAAUUUGUAACAGCUGAUGAAGCUAAGGAACUUGUAGCAGUAAAUGGGUUUAAUGUUCUUGAUGUUCGGGACAAAUCUCAAUUUGAGAGAGCUCAUAUUAAAACAUGUUAUCAUGUUCCUCUUUUUGUUGAAAAUACAGACAAUGAUCCCGGUACAAUCUUGUUGAGGACUGUCCACAAUAAUUUUUCUGGGUUGUUCUUUGGGAUACCAUUCACUAGACCAAAUCCUGAUUUCUUAAAAUCUGUCAAGAGUCAGAUAUCACCUGAAAGUAAACUGUUGGUUGUAUGUCAGGAAGGAAUGAGGUCUGCUGCAGCAGCAAAUAAGUUAGAUGAAGCUGGUUACCAAAAUAUAGCAUGCAUAUCAUCUGGACUUCAAACCGUGAAACCAGGGACAUUUGAAUCGGUUGGUUCGACCGAGUUGGAGAAUGCUGGCAAAGCUGGUUUGGUGCAAAUCCAAGGAAAAAUUUCAGCUGUGUUAGGAACUGUUCUUAUUUGUGCGUAUCUAUUCAUCACCUUCUUUCCUGAUCAAGCAGAGAAGCUGAUUCAACUGGUUCCUGGAGGCUAA
Molecule: messenger RNA, 690 nt
Organism: Vicia faba (fava bean)
Lineage: Eukaryota; Viridiplantae; Streptophyta; Magnoliopsida; Fabales; Fabaceae
Source: the annotation of a GenBank genome assembly